This is a messenger RNA of Ornithodoros turicata, 1179 nucleotides long. RefSeq lists its product as uncharacterized. NCBI's taxonomy places the organism in Eukaryota, Metazoa, Arthropoda, Arachnida, Ixodida, Argasidae. The transcript has a single exon. The record is from RefSeq and is a predicted model, not a curated record. Bases 1 to 1179 code for a protein of 392 amino acids.
AUGGAUCGCCUGAAAGUGAAACGUGCCAGCCGUCGUACACAAACAACGAAGCUCAUCAACGACGCCAUGGCUGCGCUGAACGAUGGAUCUUCCAGAUUGGAUGUGGUCAACAGCCUACUGGAACGACUCACAGUAAGUCACAGUGACUUGACUACUCUCAACAAAGAGAUAGAACCGCAUGUGCGAGAGGAGGAACUCGAAAGCGAGUACGUCACUGUGAUGGACUAUGAAGACAGAGCGACGGAAACGAUUGCCAACCUGCGUUGGAGACUGUCGCAAUCUCAGACGUCGCCGUCUCCACCGCAGCUUUCUAACGUACAGACAGAUGUAUCAAGAACGCCGCAUGCCCCACGUCCUGGAGUGAAACUUCCUAAGCUUAGCCUUCAGCAAUUUCGUGGAGACCUCUCCGACUGGCAAGGGUUUUGGGAACAGUUCAGAACAACGAUUCACGACAACGAGGGGCUAAGCAGGAUAGAAAAGUUUCACUAUCUCCGUUCUCUACUCCAUGGUCCAGCCGCUGGAGCUAUCGCCGGCUUGCAGACGUCGGAGGCAUCUUACGACGACGCUGUGGAAAUCCUUUCUCAGCGUUUUGGUGACCGUGGGCGGAUAGAAAAACAAUACCUCGCUAAACUCCGCAACCUACCGGCCGUCACAUCAUCGGAUGAUAUACAUGGACUUCGUAAACUAUACGACAACGUACAGAUGAACAUCCGUGGUCUCCGGUCCCUGGGAGUUUCCAGCGCAAACUAUUCUGCUAUGCUGUCUGAAAUCCUAUUGUCGUCACUCCCUACGGACAUUGUAGUGGAAUACCAUCGCUCUACAAAUCGUAAACUACAGCAAGACGAGGACGGCUCUGAAUCGGUCUCAACGCACGGUGCUUCGGACACAUCGAAGGACGCCACAUCCGACGCAACGAAAGAAAUAAGCAACAUUCUUCGAUUCUUUCGUAUCGAGGUAGAAAGUCGAGAACGCAGCGAACUGACUCAAGACAGAAAGAAACCUUCCGUGGCGCCUGAGCUACGGCAGGCCUUCAACCAACGCAGUACAUCCUCGGCCGCGGUACUCUACAGUGCGUCAGUUCCUAAGUGCGGCUGCCUCUUUUGUUCGGAUACUGCGCACACAACGGACAACUGUGCUGGACCACUUCCAUUGGAUCGGCCGGAAGAAGAGGUUGGCUGA